This is a messenger RNA of Ailuropoda melanoleuca (giant panda), 2016 nucleotides long. It is a transcript of the gene ASPSCR1, whose product is annotated as ASPSCR1 tether for SLC2A4, UBX domain containing. Gene Ontology annotation, cellular component: nucleus; cytoplasm; vesicle membrane. The record is from RefSeq and is a predicted model, not a curated record. Gene Ontology annotation, biological process: intracellular protein transport; glucose homeostasis. Gene Ontology annotation, molecular function: protein binding. NCBI's taxonomy places the organism in Eukaryota, Metazoa, Chordata, Mammalia, Carnivora, Ursidae. The transcript is spliced from 16 exons.
UCCCGGCUCAGGGGCUCCGUGGGUCCCUAUGGUGCUGGGGUCGGACUGGCGGGAGUCGGGGGGCAGCACCUCCUUCCUCCCUACGGAGUUCCCGGCAGAGCCCCGAGCCGUGUUCUCGUCCCGGGGCGUCCUCCGGCCGGGUGUCCCCCGGGUGUGCGGCCUUGGCGCCUGGAAACUGAUUUGCUGAGUCACGCGCUGCACUUUCUCCGGGACAGCUGUUGCAUGAGAAAGUCUUCUCGGGGCCCCGCUGUCCAGGGGCGGGUGCGCGUACCGGGAGGGUACGCCGGGGUGUGCCGGGAGGCGCCCCCACGGUGGGGCGGUGGCGGACUGAGCAGUGUGCUCGCCGGGCCCAGAAGCGGGGAGACGUCUGUGCCGGCGGCUCGUGGAGAGGACGGUGAAGCCCUACAGGCGGUUCUGGAGGACACAUGCCGGCGACAGGACUUCAACCCCAGCGAAUACGAUCUGAAGUUUCAGAGGAACGUGCUUGACCUCUCUCUCCAGUGGAGAUUUGCCAAUCUGCCCAACAAUGCCAAGCUGGAGAUGGUGCCCAUCUCCCGGAGCCGCCAGGGGCCCGAGAACACGGUUCGCAUUGCUCUGCAGCUGGAUGAUGGCACUAGGUUGCAAGACACUUUCUGCUCGGGCCAGACGCUCUGGGAGCUUCUCAGCCAUUUUGCACAGACCAGGUGAGUGUUGAACAGGCCCUGCCCUGACGGGUCAGCCGUGUGUCCUGUUCCCUCCUCACAGGUGGCUGGCAGAGCCUCCUUGCAGGCCACGACGCUCAAGUCCCUAGGCCUCACUGGGGGCAGCGCCAUCAUCAGGUUUGCCAUGAAGCCAUGCAGCUCUGCUGGGGUCUCCCGGAGCAAAGCCCCAGGAAGCCCGACCGCCUCCCUGUCGGCCGACCAGGCCGCCGGCAGCCCUCUGCUUCCGCUGGACUCCGCAGGGCUCAGCCAGGGGGACGUGAGCCAUCAGGAUGAAGCCGGCAUCUCAGGGGCCAGCCGUGUGGACGCUCAAGCCAAGCAGAUCUCCAAGGAGCCUGCCCCCACCCCCUUUGUUCCUUUCUCAGGUGGGGGGCAGCGCCUGGGGGGCUCCUCCGGGUUGGCCAAGUCUCUGAUGUCACCUUCAGCCAAAUUGCCCAAGUCUUUCUCCAGCCCCGGAGGCCCCUCCAAGCCGAAGAAGUCGAAGCCUGGCCAGGAGCCCCGGCCAGAGCCAGAGCCGCUGGUGGAUCGGGACCCCGUAGUGUGCCACCCGGACCUGGAAGAGCUGCUUCAGGCCUGGCCUACAGAGCUGCCGGACGAGUUCUUCGAAGUGACCGUGGAUGAUGUGAGGAGACGUUUGGCCCAGCUCAGGAGUGAGCGGAAGCGCCUGGAGGAAGCACCCUUAGUGACCAAGGCUUUCAGGGAGGCUCAGAUGAGGGAGAAGCUGGAGCGCUACCCUAAGGUGGUCCUGAGGGUCCUGUUCCCCGACCGCUACAUCCUGCAGGGUUUCUUCCACCCUAACGAGACAGUGGGGGAUCUGCACGCCUUCGUGAGAAGCCACCUGGGGAACCCCGAGCUGCCCUUCUGCCUGUUCAUCACUCCUCCAAAAACCGUCCUGGAUGACCCCACGCUGACCCUCUUUCAGGCAAAUCUCUUCCCUGCAGCCCUUGUGCACUUUGGAGCGGAGGAACCAACAGGCCUCUUCCUGGAGCCUCGGCUGCUGGAACAUACGGUCUCCCCGUCUGCAGCUGACGUGCUGGUGGCCAGGUGCAUGUCCAGAGCUGCUGGAACCCCACCCCCAAUGCUAGCCCCUGACCCUGCACCCCUUGAGGUGGAGCCAACGGCCGAGGCUGAGGCAGUGGGGCCCCCUGAACCCAGCACCGGCACGGCCCCGCCGGUCAGGAGGGAUCUGGGCAAGGUGCCCAAGUGGCUGAAGCUGCCAGCCAGCAAGAGGUGAGUGCCACCAGCCUGGAUGUGCCCUGUCUGCCAGCCACAGGACCCCUCUCCACCCUGAGUGGGAAUAAAGGUGUGAGCUGCUCGA